AUGAUGCACGGCAGCGGCGGCGGCGGCGGCGGCGGCGGUGGCGGUGGAAGAAGGGAGAAUGAAGCUCUUAAUUCUGUAUUUGGAGAUGCUAUUUUUGAUAUCUAUUGGAUUUUCAUGGGAAUUGAAGUCUUAGUGCUUUCCCUUAACCUUCGGAUAGACCUUGGCUCAAUCCCUAAUGUGUCUCAAUGGACCAGUGAUAUCAUUAGCCAAGCCUCCUCCCUCUCUGAUGCCAAGGCCUCCCUCAGCAAAAUUGCCACUGUGGGUUGGUUCAUCUGGAAAUCGAGGAACGAGUUCGUCUUCAAUAAUCUCCCAGUGGAUCCUAUGGCAACACUCCAUCGAAUUGCUCACUCAUGGACUGAAUCGACAGACCUUUUCAGCACUAUCACCCCUCAAGAACAUCGGCCUACUUCUAUGUCCUCCUCCCCUGUCUCAGGCUGGAUACCAGCCAACUUUGGUUCCUUCAAGAUAAAUUGCGAUGCCUCUUUUUGCCAACGGACCUCAAGGGCUGCCAUUGCCGCAGUUGUUCGGGAUUCCAAUGGCCAACUAAUUGAUGGUAAUGCCAAGACUGUUUCGGCCUCUUCAGCCUCCCAAGCUGAGGCUUGCGCUGUCCGCAUGGCUUGCCUUAUGGUUAAGGCACAUAACUUGUCCUUUGUGGAGAUUGAGAGUGACAACCAAAUGGUCAUCAAGCUGUGUGUUUCAGAACAGGUACCUCCCUGGGAGUUGAGUGCCAUUAUUCUGGAUAUUCGCCACUUCGCUUCUGUCUAUCAUCUCUCAUUUUCGUGGACUCACAGAUCCAACAACCGGGUAGCACAUUGGGUGGCCACAUCCCAAGCCUCUCAGGUUCUUCCUGUCUCCUGGGCAGGGUUUCCACCAGAUAGUCUCUUAUCCUUAUUAUCUACUGAUGUAUCUCCUGCUUCUGCAGCCUCUGUUGUUGGUUUAUAA
This is a messenger RNA of Camellia sinensis, 942 nucleotides long. The record is from RefSeq and is a predicted model, not a curated record. Lineage: Eukaryota; Viridiplantae; Streptophyta; Magnoliopsida; Ericales; Theaceae.